Bacidia gigantensis is the source of this 1344-nucleotide messenger RNA. RefSeq lists its product as uncharacterized. Gene Ontology annotation, molecular function: amino acid transmembrane transporter activity. The record is from RefSeq and is a predicted model, not a curated record. Gene Ontology annotation, biological process: amino acid transmembrane transport. The coding region runs from base 1 to 1344 and encodes 447 amino acids. The transcript has 3 exons. Gene Ontology annotation, cellular component: vacuolar membrane. NCBI's taxonomy places the organism in Eukaryota, Fungi, Ascomycota, Lecanoromycetes, Lecanorales, Ramalinaceae.
AUGGCCGAGAAGUCCAUUUCGUUGGAGGAGGAUCGAGCCCAUUAUGAGAUACCGUCCGAGAGCCAGUAUCAUGAUACUGAUGUCUUUGGGAGGGAGGAAGGGCAUGAUAUUCACUACAAAACGCUGUCAUGGCAGCUCGUUGCCGUGUUGAUGAUAGCAGAAAUCGUCAGCAAUGGCAUGCUGUCUCUCCCCUCGUCUCUAGCUGUAGUAGGACUGGUUCCAGGCAUCAUACUCAUCGUCUUUCUCGGGACCUUUGCUCUCUUCACCAGCUGGAUAUUGAUUCAAUUCAAGUUACGGCAUCCAGAAGUCCACAACAUGGGUGACGCAGGCAUGAUCGUAUUUGGGCCGAUCGGUCGAGAAGUCCUCUCUUUCGGCACAAUCGUCUUCGCGGUAUUCGCAACCGGCGGCCAGAUCCUAGCUGGACAAAUCUCUCUCGCCGCACUUUCGGACAACAAGCUCUGCCUGAUGCUAUACACAGGCAUUUUCACCAUCCCGACACUCUUCUGCGCCUUACCGCGCACUCUAGAUCAGCUCAGCUUGCUCAGCAUAUUCAGCGUCAUAUCGAUCAUAGUCGCAGGAAUCGUUGGAAUGGUGGGAGCUGGCACGCAGUUCAACGUCUCCAAUUACGACAUCACCAAGUCGUCAGACUUUACGACGGCGUUCUUCUCAAUUACAAACCCUGUCUUUGCGUAUGCAGGACAUUUCAUGUUCUUCAUCUUGAUCUCAGAAAUGAAGCAUCCAACGCAUGCGAUGCGAGCAGCUUGGGUAUUGCAGACAUUUGCUACGGGUUUCUACGUCAUCUUUGCUGCGGUCUUGUAUGUGUAUGUGGGGCCAGAAGUGAAGUCUCCAGCUUUCUCUUCAUUGCCGAUAAAGUGGCAGAAGGCGGCUUAUGGGAUCGCUAUACCGAAUUUCUUGAUCGCGGGGAGCCUCUACUCGCAUACAGCAGCUAAAUUGCUGUUUGUGAGGUUCUUUCGAAAUAGCAGGCAUUUGCACAGCCAUACGUUCAUUGGCUGGGGAGUGUGGGUAGUAUUGAUUCUGAUAAUGACUGCAGCAGCUUUUGUACUAGCGGUCGGCGUGCCGAUCUUCAACUAUCUGAUUGGUAUCGCAGCGAGUUUGUUCGCUAGUUGGUAUACCUACGGCAUCGCUGGCUUCUUUUGGCUGUAUGAUACUUGGGUCUACAAAGGUAAGAUGCCAGCUUGGAAAGAACGAUGGCCAAUGACAAGUCUGAGCGUGGCUACUAUCAUUAUUGGCGCCUUCAUCUGUGUUGCAGGACUGUAUACUACCAUCAAGGAGAUUGUGGCUGCUUAUGAUAGUGGAGAGGUAAGCGAACCGUUUAGUUGCUAG